This is a messenger RNA of Rhipicephalus sanguineus (brown dog tick), 1269 nucleotides long. RefSeq lists its product as uncharacterized. The coding region runs from base 1 to 1269 and encodes 422 amino acids. The record is from RefSeq and is a predicted model, not a curated record. Gene Ontology annotation, molecular function: CoA-ligase activity. The transcript is spliced from 9 exons. Lineage: Eukaryota; Metazoa; Arthropoda; Arachnida; Ixodida; Ixodidae.
AUGCGCUUUGUGACGAGCUCAGACUCGAUCAUGAAAGCUCGUAUUGAGGAUGGCGUCGUGUAUUCACCGCACCCGUCUAUUGAUAUCCCCCUGUGCUCAUUCUGCUGUCUUACCAGGGAAAGGUUGCUGGUGAACCCCGACAAGACUGCGCUGGUUGAUGACGCUACGAGCUUGACUCGUGUCGAGGUACUAUCUCGGAUGCAACGCUACGCUGUGGGUUUUCGGCAGAAUGGCGUCGUUCCGGGGGACAGGAUCUGCAUUUACCUUAAAAACUCCAUAGAUAAUCUAUUAGCUGCGUAUGGAUGCAUCAUGGCAGGAGCAACAGUGGUCUUGGCCAAGACAUCACUUACAGAAAGUGAACUUCGCUACGAGGCAGAGGACAGCGACAGCACGCAUGUUCUGACUGAUGUGGAGCUUACGGAAAAAGUUUCAAGAGCCGUGCAGUCAUUGCCUCUCAAGGGCCUUUUCUGCAUGGGACACGCUGCCGGCUUCGUGUCAGCAGCUGAAUUCGCAAAGCUGGACGAAAAGGAGUACCAAGAGCUACCUGUUCCGGACCCGAAAAACACAGUCCUUGCAGUGGCCUACACGUCAGGCACCACAGGCUUGCCCAAGGGCACUGAGCUGACCCAUUACAACUUCGUCGCCUGUGUCUAUUCAACGACGUUGCGCUUUCAUGGAACAGGAGGAGGGGGAGGAGGAAGGAGACGGAAGGACAGGGGGGUCAUAAACUUCGUCACGGGUAAGAAGCUUGGCCCACACGAGAUAGGUGAGAUCCGCUUUCAGAUAGACGGCAUGGCUAGGGGCUACUACAAGCGACCGAAAGAAAGUGCCGAACUUUUCGAUGAAGAAGGCUGGUGCAAGUCAGGUGAUGCUGGUUACUACGACGAAGAUGGUCGUCUGUACAUCGUGGAAAGGCUGAAGCAACUCAUCAAGUGUAGGGAUAAUCAGGUGGUUCCUGCAGAACUGGAAGAGCUCCUACUUCGAGAACAUUCGACCGACAUCGCCGAAAUAUCCAUUGUUGGCCUUCCGCAUUCCGAAUAUGGAGAAGCUCCUGCAGCAGCUGUUGUGCUUACGCGAGAAGGGCGCAACAAAGAUCUCAAGCUUCUUGCGGGGAGCAUCAAGGCUACCGUGCAAAGUCAUCUCGCCACGCACAAGCAUCUCCAUGGUGGUGUCAUCUUUCUGGAAUCCCUGCCAAAGACGGAUACUGGAAAAGUCAACAAACCCAAAGUGGUGCGCUUAAUCACGCAAGAGCAAACGCUGUUGAUCUGA